GGCCAAGCCACCACCAUGGCGGAGCCGCCUGCUCCCGCUGCCCCGCCGGCAGCCCCGGCGACGGCCGCCCUCCCCGCCGCCGCCACGGCCGGCUCCCAGCGGCUGCUCUUCACCCACGACCUGGUGUCAGGCCGCUACCGGGGCUCGGUGCGCUUCGGCCUCGUCCGCGUCAUGCAUGGCGAGGACUCGGACUCUGAGGACGACGACGGGGGGCGAGGCCCCGGAGCAGGAGGCGGCGGUGGCGGAGGGAGCAGUGGCGGCGGCGGCCCCGGGGGAGGCGGAGCGGGCAGCUCGGGGGGCUCCGAGUCCGGGGGCCCCUGCGGCGGGGAGGAGAGCCGAGGAAGCCCCCUCCGCCGCGGCUACGUGCGCGUCCAGUGGUACCCGGAGGGCAUUAAGCAGCACGUCAAGGAGACCAAGCUGAAGCUUGAAGACCGGUCAGUGGUACCUCGGGAUGUCGUCAGGCACAUGGGCUCACGGGACAGCCAGUGUGGAACAGUAAUUGAUGUGAAUAUAGAGUGUGCCGUAAAACUGGUAGGGACCAACUGUAUCCUUUAUCCCGUCAACAGCAAAGAUCUUCAGAAUAUCUGGCCUUUCAUGUACGGUGACUGCAUUGCCUAUGACUGGUGGCUUGGAAAAGUGUAUGAUUUAAAGAACCAAAUCAUCCUGAAGCUCUCCAAUGGUGCCAGGUGUUCUAUGAGCACAGAGGAUGCAGCAAAGCUAUAUGAUGUCUGUCCACAUGUCAGUGACUCAGGCCUCUUCUUCGAUGAUUCAUAUGGCUUUUACCCUGGGCAAGUUCUCAUUGGCCCGUCAAAAGUCUUCUCGAAUGUGCAGUGGCUUUCAGGAGUGAAACCUGUUCUUAGCACAAAGAGCAAGUUCAGAGUGGUGGUGGAAGAGGUGCAGGUGGUGGAGUUGAAAGUGACUUGGAUCACUAAAAGUUUCUGUCCUGGAGGUACAGAUAGUAUAAGUCCCCCACCAUCUUUAAUCACCCAAGAGAACUUGUCUAGGGUAAAGCGCCUGGGGUGCUUUGACCAUGCUGAGCGGCAACUUGGAGAAAGGUGUCUUUAUGUGUUUCCUGAGAAAGUGGAGCCAGCAAAAAUCACAUGCGAGUGCCCAGAGAGAAACUGUGUUCUGGGAGAUGGAUCUGUUGCCAAAAAGGUGGCCUGUCCUUGUUUCGUAUCCAACGUAAAGCCUGAAAAGGUGAGGAGAUUGUUGAAGAAGCAGAUAGUGAAGAUCAUGUCGAUAUCCCCAGACUCGCAGGGUGCCCUUGACCUCCCUGAAGCAGAAUCUGCUGCAGCUGGUGACCAACCAUCUGAAGAACCUAAAGCCGGCUUAAAAGGUGAACUAGAGGACUCUGCCCAUGAUGCUGUAAGCUUACAAGAAGUAAAGGAAGAGCACCUUGAUGGAACAGGAAAAGGCGUCCCUUGCGAAGCAGCUGGGCUGCAGUUGCAACCACCAUUUGUUCUGAAACGGAAUGAUGGCUCCUCAGACUACAAGCUCCAGUCAAUAGAACAGGAUGCUGACGAUGAAGCAGCAGACGACACAGAUGACACCAGCUCCGUGACCUCCUCUGCCAGCUCCACAGCCUCUUCCCAAAGUGGCAGUGGCGCAGGGCGCAAGAAGAGUAUCCCACUCUCCAUCAAAAACCUCAAGAGGAAGCAUAAGAAGAAGAAAACCAAGGUUUCCCGGGAGUUUAAGCCAGGCGACAGGGUUGCUGUGGAAGUGGUGACCACGAUGACUUCAGCUGAUGUGAUGUGGCAGGAUGGCACAGUGGAGAAAACCAUUCGUUCCAAUGAGCUGUUUCCUGUCCAUCACUUGGACAACAACGAGUUUUGCCCUGGGGAUUUUGUGGUGGACAAAAGAGCACAGGGUUCUCAGGAUCCUGGGAUGUAUGGAGUGGUGCAGUCAGGUGACCAUGUUGGCCGCACCUGUGUGGUGAAAUGGUUCAAGUUGAGGCCUAGUGGAGAUGAUGUUGAGCUGAUUGGGGAGGAGGAGGAUGUCAGUGUGUAUGACAUCGCUGAUCACCCAGACUUCCGCUUCCGCACUACUGAUUUUGUGAUCCGCAUUGGCAAUGCUGAGGAUGGUGCUUCAGUUGGUGAAAAUGAGCCCUCUGUGGGUCAGGUGGCCCGUGUGGAUUUCAGCAGCAAAGUGGAAGUUGUGUGGGCUGAUAACUCCAGGACAAUCGUUCUGCCACAGCAUUUGUAUAACAUAGAAUCCGAGAUGGAUGAAGAAACAGACCUUGAUUCCAUAGAUGGCAGCACGAGUGGCGCCUCCUCAGAUGAGUGGGAAGAUGAGAGUGACAGCUGGGAGACAGACAAUGGCCUCAUGGAAGAUGACCACUCCAAAGCAGAGGAAGCUGAGCCCGAGGAGCCACCUGUGGAAGAAGUGAAAAAGGUAGAAGAGCAAGUUCAAGGUGCUGUGGCAAUGGCAGUGGCCGACUUGGCAGCUGAUAAAUCAGGCAAGGAAGGGACCCCAAAGAGCUUCCGGGAGUUGAAGGAAGCCAUCAAGAUCUUGGAGAGCCUGAAGAACAUGACCGUUGAGCAGCUGUUGACAGGCUACCCAACUUCUCCAACGGUCGAACCCGAGAAGCCCACCCGCGAGAAGAAGUUCCUGGACGAUAUCAAGAAGCUGCAGGAGAAUCUGAAGAAGACCCUGGACAACGUAGCAAUUGUGGAAGAAGAAAAGAUGGAGGCCAUGGCAGAGGCAGAAAAGAAGGAAGAGAGAGAGGCGCAGACGCAGACCCCAGUGACAUCAGAGUGGCCUAGCGAGACUCCUGUGCUUUGCCAGCAGAAUGGAGGCAAGCCUGGCGUUACAUUCACCAGUGCCAAGGGGGAAGUCUUCUCCGUACUGGAGUGUGCCCCAGAUAGCCAUGCCUUUAAGAAAAUGGAAUUCCAGCCUCCAGAAGCCAAGAAGUUUUUCAGCACAGUGAGGAAAGAAAUGGCCCUGCUAGCAACCUCGUUGCCAGAUGGUAUCAUGGUCAAAACCUUUGAAGACAGAAUGGAUCUCUUUUCGGCACUCGUCAAAGGACCUACGCGCACACCAUAUGAGGAUGGCCUCUUUUUAUUUGACAUCCAGCUUCCCAAUAUCUACCCGGCUGUCCCCCCUCUCUUCCGUUACCUCUCCCAGUGUAGUGGGAGACUGAACCCCAACUUGUAUGACAAUGGAAAAGUCUGCGUAAGCCUUUUGGGGACCUGGAUAGGCAAGGGCACAGAGAGGUGGACCAGUAAAUCCAGCCUUCUCCAAGUACUCAUCUCAAUCCAAGGGCUUAUCCUAGUCAACGAGCCUUAUUACAAUGAGGCUGGCUUUGACAGUGACCGCGGUUUGCAAGAGGGCUACGAAAACAGCCGCUGCUACAACGAGAUGGCUCUGAUCCGGGUCGUUCAGUCGAUGAUGCAGCUGCUGCGCAAGCCGGUGGAAGUCUUUGAGCAGGAGAUCUUUGAGCACUUCUGCUGCAACGGUUGGCGCCUGGUCCACCGCAUCGAGUCCUGGGUGGAGACCAAUGAGCUGGUGGAAAGGAGUCAUGACCAUGCCGGCCUGGGAGAGCCUUCCUUUGUGCAUUCAGCCUGUGGUGUUUUGGCGGAGAGCCCUCUAGAUGGCAUGGGGCCUCUGGGAGAGCUAGAGUUAGGGGCUGCCGCUGCCACCACCGCAGUUAGCCAGUUGCCUGACGGCAAGGAGGAGCUGGAAGACUCUGGUUGUGCGAUGUCGACGCUUGCUGCCAGCGACGCCCGUCAAUAUUCGGACUUGGAGAGCAUGGGCCAGGCCAGGGAAACACACUUUGCCAGAGACCCAACAGAGGAGGGUAAAGCUGCCCAAGACUCUGCUGCUCAGCCUAGUGUGAAACCAAAGAAAAGGAGAAAGAGCUACAGGAGCUUUCUUCCGGAGAGGAGCGGCUACCCUGACAUCGGCUUCCCCCUCUUCCCACUGUCCAAGGGGUUUAUAAAGAGCAUCCGCGGAGUCUUGCAGCAGUACCGGGCUGCCUUAGUAGAGGCCAACAUCCCAGAGUGGACAGAAGACAAAUGAAACAUCAGGUUAGGGGCAGACAGACGCACAGAAAAGAAGGGGAAGCCAGGAGGAAGCAGCUAGCAACAGUUGUUAACAAUAAAUAGACUCUCAGUGCACCCAUUCCUCCUCGGCUUGGUUUGUUAUAGAGAAAGCAGAAGCUUCCAUAACUCAUUUUAGGCUCUCCCUCUCUCUUUCCCCCCUCCCACAUUCCAGGUGCACAGGGUGGUUGAGCAACUCUGCACAGCGACACCCACAUGCACACACCCACACCAUGCUCCUGUUUCCAGGUUGAUCCUGAGAGAAUAAGGAGCUGUGACCUUUCCAUGCCAGACCUUGUGCGAAGCUGGCGUUGGAUCUUCUCAACUCCUAUUGGUGCAAAGGCACUCCCUCUUCCCUGGGUGAUCCUCUUGGGUGCUAUGGGUGAUCUUGAUGGUCGAGAACGCUUUUGAUUUAAGCCUGGGGAGAGCCUUGAUUUUAUAUCUUGCGAGGAAGAUGCAGUGCUGUGGUUUUAUAUCAUGUGAGGAAGAUGCAGUGCUCCUCUCUACCUUCAGACAUAAUGUCACUAAAGUCGGUCAGUUAGAAAGCCCUGAAUAGCCCACAUUUUCAGCUCUGUGCCAGUCCUGAGCGCUUUCUUGAUUUGGUUUGCUGCUAUGAGCUGAGGAGAUAAAUUCCCCGGAAAUUGGUGUAGGCUUGGACUUUUGCUGCAACAGGGCCACAGUGGUGAAUAUAAGGUGUUUGGUUUUUUUUCCUGACUGUAUGGGCCACUUUGAGACAGAAGCUAAGUGCUAGGUGAGCUGUGCUUGAUGUGGUCCACACUCAGAACCUCCUCUCUGGCUUUCUGAGGAUUACCUGCUGUCUUACUUAAAAUGUACAGUUUCUUCUGAACAGCAUAUCUCUUUCCACUUUGCCUUGAGAGGGGAAUAGUGCAUAUAGCAUAGCCUGCUACUCUCCUGGAUACAUGAACACUCUGCUACCAACUCAACUCUGUACACCAAGGUACCUCAGGAUGGCGCUGGAACAAUUGCAUGGUGCAGCCCACAUUUUCCAGUUUCGCCUUUCACUUAGGUGUUUGCAAAGUGGCAGCUCUGCCCAACAUUGUAUCUCCAUGGACUUAUACCAACCUUAUAGCAACAAGCCUCCACGCUAAUAUAGACAAUGGGUGUCCCUAGUCCAGCAUCCUUAAGUUACAAUUGCAGCCUUUAUUGUAAGUCACUGUUAUUUCCUAUCCCCUGAUCCUAGGCUGUGUGCAACCACCACCACCACCUCCCUGCCGGCUGUGGCAUGACCCGGUGGUCCUGUGACAGAACAGGAGUUGCAGCAGGCCCAACCCUGUAUCUUUUAUGGAUCACGACUGGUGAUACAUUCAUAUUUUUGCAUCCUAGAUGAGGUUACAUUCUGUUCCUUGUUCAGCGUACUCCCAUCUUUGCAAGGCGUCACAGUCACCCUUCUGUUUCCUUUCCUCUGAUCAUGACAUGGGUGCCCCUCUUUCACCCUCCCACUUGAAUAAUCUAGUUGAAGAGGCUGAACAGGGUGACACGAAUUUUGUGUUUACUCGGAUAUUAGGUAGUUGUUCUAGUGUUGCAGAUUAAGAUUUGAGAGGUAGCGGUUCUCCAGUUGGGAGGCUGCAGUAUGCGAUUUUUGGUGGCCAUGCUGGUAAAAGAGCAGCAGAAGAAAUAAGUUGACAUAGUACCCUUUGAGGACGGGGACAGGAAAGGAUUUCUCCUUUUUUCUUUUUUGCUUGCAUUGCCAGACACUCUGUUAAUUGUGUGAAAGGGCAGACAGUGAGGGGGGUGGGAUCUGUCUAUGUUUCUAUGUGUCAUCACAUUCCUCAUGCAGAUGUGGUCGCGGCCCCUCUUCUCCCCAAGAGAGAGAGGAAUGAGCCACAUAUUUUAUUAUGAUGACACACUAAAGAAAACAAGCAAGUUUUCCCAAUCCACCAGUCACCUAGCUGCCCACCCUGUUUUGAGAAGUGGCUACUCUUCCAUUUUGAGUAGGGGAGCAAGGUGGGAGGAGCCACAGAAGAGGAGGCAAAUGGUGCUAUGGACUGCAGAGAGCUGAGCUUCAAGGGGACUCCCUCUUUUUUCAAAGUGCAACUGAGAGCUUUGUGUGAAGCUGUAUCAUGGGAAGAUCUUGCUUACUCUUUCCUCCUCGGGAUCUGCUGCCAUCUUUUGCAUCCAUCCAGCACUGAACCUUAUCCUUGCUGUCGGGCCCCACCAGAGGCAUGCACAGAAGUUUACACUUUCUUUUUCUAUAAGCUUUUGAAUAAUGUGAAGCUCUAGGUUAUGCAGCUGCUGGUGAGCACACACCGUGCAGCUAUAACUUCUUUUUGGUGUAUGUACGUAAUAAAAGAGUGAAAAGAAAUUUCCAAGAGGCAAAUGCUUAAAACACCCCAAGAAGCCAAAGCAUGAGGCACAUUGUUAGUCUUGAGAUGGGCUACAUGAUUGUGAUGUAUAAAUUUAAAACCUUAUCUGUUUAAGUGCUGGGGAGGGUGGGGAAAGAAAUAUUACAAAAAAAAGAAUUUCUAGCCUUUCUGUACAGUAUUUAAAACUGAUGGAGCUGUCAUAUUGGGGCAAUGCUUAGAGGUGUGUUACUUUUGCAGCUGUGAAUGCUUGGUUGCUUACAAUAUAUGUAUAAAGUAUUGUGUGAUUAAUCUUUUUUUACUUGCAAACUUUGUUUGGCUAACUAAGAUGUAGUAAUAAAAGAGAGAAAGUGGCUUGCCAUUACGUUCUGACGCUGUGAAUAGG
Messenger RNA from Lacerta agilis (Sand lizard), 6743 nucleotides. It is a transcript of the gene UBE2O, whose product is annotated as ubiquitin conjugating enzyme E2 O. The coding region runs from base 16 to 4017 and encodes 1333 amino acids. Lineage: Eukaryota; Metazoa; Chordata; Lepidosauria; Squamata; Lacertidae. The record is from RefSeq and is a predicted model, not a curated record. The transcript is spliced from 19 exons.